This is a messenger RNA of Alosa sapidissima (American shad), 4597 nucleotides long. It is a transcript of the gene ndrg2, whose product is annotated as NDRG family member 2. NCBI's taxonomy places the organism in Eukaryota, Metazoa, Chordata, Actinopteri, Clupeiformes, Clupeidae. Bases 429 to 1535 code for a protein of 368 amino acids. Gene Ontology annotation, cellular component: cytoplasm. The transcript has 16 exons. The record is from RefSeq and is a predicted model, not a curated record. Gene Ontology annotation, biological process: signal transduction.
GCGCUUUGGGAGAUGUCUUUCGCACAAUUUAUCUACAUAGACUUUAAAGUAAAGCGCGAACGGUAAUUAGACCAUCCUUAUGGUUUUGUGGGCCAUGAAGACCCCCCCUUGCUCCUUUUAAAGGAACUCCUACCGUGUUACUUGAUUGACGGCUCCAUAUUUUCUGGUGGAUUUGUUUUCUGUUGCCCGAGAAAGGAGGGGGAAAAAACGGGGAUAAUUUUGAGAGGGAGAGAGAGCGGUGGAAAAAUAACGACGGUGCUGGAAAGUGAAAGGCAAGGAAGAAUACUUUGAACAACUGAAGAGAAAGCAGGGGAAACAACAUCUCCGACGCACUGGAGUCGAAGUUGUGUCAUUUACACAUUUAAUUAUUUUGCAUUUUCUCCCUCAUCACAUUUUUGUUGCUUUCAAGGAGACAGCCAAGGAUCGCCAUGACGACUGAGAUGCAGGAGAUCGCCAUCACGGAGGAGAAGCCUUUGCUUCCAGGUCAAGCCGACCCUGGGAAGGAAGCAGAGAUCGCUGCACGGAUACUGUUGGACCAGGGACAGGAACACAGCAUUGAAACUCCUCAUGGUAUGCUGCACGCGACCCUGCACGGCACAGGAAACACACGCCGGCCAGCCAUCCUCACCUUCCACGAUGUGGGUCUGGAAAGUAAGAGCUGUUUCUCCACUCUCUUUAAGUUUGAGGAGAUGCAGGAGAUUGUGAAGAACUUUACAGUGGUUCAUGUGGACGCACCUGGACAGGAGGAUGGGGCGGCUGCCUAUCCCAAUGGGUACCAGUACCCACCAAUGGAGCAGCUGGCUGACAUGAUCCCUGCUGUGCUGCAGUACUUCAAUUUCCGGACUAUCAUCGGUGUUGGAGUAGGAGCUGGAGCCUACGUGCUCUCCAAAUUCACAUUGAGUAACCCUGAGUCAGUGGAGGGGUUAGUCCUGGUCAACAUGGAUGCUAACGCCCGGGGCUGGAUGGACUGGGCUGCACAGAAGCUCACAACGCUGACAUCAUCCGUCACAGAACAGAUCCUGAGUCACCUCUUCAGUCAGGAGGAGUUCUCAGCCAGCACAGAUCUUCUGCAGUCACACAGAGAGCGAAUCUCUAAAGCACCUAACCUGGCAAACAUCGAGCUCUUCUGGAAGAGCUACAACAGUCGCCGAGAUAUGAACAUUGACCGCAACAGCGCGUUUAAAUGUCCAGUUAUGCUUGUGGUCGGUGACCAGGCUCCAUACGAAGAUGCUGCAGUGGAGUGCAACAGCAAGAUGGACCCAACAACGACUUCAUUCCUAAAGAUGGCAGACGCUGGUGGAAUGCCUCAGCUCACUCAGCCUGCCAAGUUGACUGAGGCUUUCAAGUAUUUCAUCCAGGGCAUGGGCUACAUGGCAUCGUCCUGCAUGACACGUCUGUCGCGGUCUCGCACCACCUCCCUGUCCUCGUCCUACUCCAUGGAGGGCUCGCGUUCGCGCUCACGCACCCUCUCCCAGGGCUCGCAGGGUGGACAGCUCCCCCCCAGCCCCUCCCAUACCAUGGAAGUAUCCUGCUGAAGAGAGAGAGAGAGAGAGAGAGAGAGAGAGAAAGGGAGAGAGAGGGGGGAUAAGGUAGGAGGAGGAGGAGGAGGAGGAGAAGAGGAUGAGGGCAAUCGAGGGAGAAGGAAACAGGAUGAAAUCACCACACUCAUCACGCUAAUCAGCUCAUCCGUCCCGUGAGAUCCAACCCAUUCUCUAUUACACAAGCUGAUAAAGAGGCAAGAAAAUGGAGAUGGAGAUGGAGAAGGGGGGUUAGAAAGAGACUGAGAGAAAGAGGAUGGUAGAUGAGGAUAAAUGAGGGUGAUUGAGAUGAAGAUGACGCCAUUGUGGAAUAUGCAGUGGUCAAGGGAAGUUAGAAAGCACCCAAUGAGGUGAAAAAGCAAUCAUGACAAAGCAUCAAAGUGGAAGAAAAACACAACAAAACUUUGUCCCCUCCUUCAUCACUUCAUCCUGCCACAGUAAGAUGAAUGAAUUGAUAAGAUAAAGGAAUAGAAGGAGAAAGGAAGACAAAGGGGGAAGCAUAUAGUAGGAGGAAGUGAUGUCUCUCUCUUCCCCUCCCUCUGCGUGUUCAGGUGAUUGACAGUAGAGCCCUUUAACCGUGUGGAGAGAACCGUGUGACUGGGUACUGUGGAGUGACUCAUGUGUAGUGCUAAUCAAUAGUAAUAAUCAGAAUAAUAAUAUUAAUAAUAAAUAUGAGGAUAUUAAUGAUAUUAAUAAUGUCAAUGACCAUAACGUUACUGUAAAAAACAAAAAUAACCAAGUUUCUCCUAAUUACGUGUUAACUUUUUAAAGCAUAUAAAAUUGCUAGAAAACAAAAAAUAAUAGAGUAUGGAAAUACUUAUAGUGUGUCUAUCUACUCUUUUUCAUUCAGUUUUCUUUUUGUGUGAGUUAUUUUUUUCUUCUGUUUUGUAAUUUUUAAUCCUCUGUAUUCUUAUCCUGUUUUUUCUGAAGCAGGGGAGGAGGAGUAGCCAAUCAAUCGAAGCCUAGGUAUCAUGUGACCCAGGUUGGGUGCAGUGAUUCGAAGCUUAGGACAGAGCCACCCCUCCUCCCUGCCCCUUUGUGUUGUCAAUGACAACACUUGUCUUCCAUUUGCCCCAUUUGAAAUGACUGUAAUUCUUUUUCCCGUGUCAGGGGUUGGACCAGGGCGGUUCUGGGGAGGGGAAUCGACUAUGCUCUGGCAUUAUUGUUUUGUUUUUCUGAAUUGCAUGCUUGCUUCUCACCCAUGUGAAUGAGGAUGAAACUUUUAUUAUUUUUUAAUCUUUUUUUUUUUUAAUCAACUCGGUGUUGUGAGUUCUGAUGAUGUGUGUUGUCAUGGAGCCCAUGAAGGACAGGAGUAUGACUCAGGAAGGGGGAUCAAUUUCAAUUGUCCUCAUAGGAAGAAAGGUUGUGAUCCACUUGUACGGAUAAGUAAGGCCAGUUGCACAGAGAUCAGUGCUUCCGCUGCUGCAACCUCACCAAUAGGGGUCACUGUGUUGAGGGGAAAAAAGUGUCAACAACUCAAAAAACAAACAAAUGUGCAGUUUGCAGUAAAACCAACCCCUACCUCUCCUGACAAACCAAUCUAGCAGUCUCACGUUUGUUGAUUUUAGAGUCCCUCUGGGUUUUCGGGAUUUGGUUUGUGCCAUGGCAAGCAAUCUGUAGCCAAGCAUGGUAGAGGUCUAUACAAGCAUUCAAGUGAGUUUAGGAGUUGGUGCUUUAGAAAGGUCACCAUAGAGAGGUCCAAGGCUCAUGACUAUCCUAAAAAAUAAAAGGUGUUGUCUUGUAUAUAGAAUGUGAAUAAGGUGUUAUGUGUGUAUAAGUGUGGAUGUGUGUGUGGUUGUGUGGCUGACUGUGUGUGUAUAUGUAGGUGCACUUUUGGCCCUCUAAGCACAGCUUUGAAAGGGAUAUGAAAAAUGUUCAAGUAUAAGGUCCUUACAAACCAUCUUAGAAAAACAAAAUGGCCUCUUCUUUACAGCUGCCCAUUUUUGAACCCUAUCCCCAUAAAGGUUUCUACACUGCCAGAAGGGUAUGGCCACUUAACACUAAAAGUACAAGCAGUCUACUGCCAGGAAGCUAUUGCUCACCGAGAUUUACAUUGGUAUGUGCCGUAGCCAUGAACACAGCAUUUUAUUUGGACUGACCAAUAGGCCGUUUUAAAAUACUGUGACUUAUUAGCUGUAACAAACUCCAUGGAUGCUGGGUCAAUGCUUGGCCUGCAAUGGCAGACUUGCGACUUGUUCACAAUCAUCUUCAGCACGACACUGCCCAGGGUAAUUUUUUAAAGAUAUAAACACAUAGUGCAAGAACUUUAUUGCUUGUUCUCUUACAUAAUCUGAGUGUGUGUGUGUGCGUGUGGUGUGUGUGUAUGUGUGUGUGUGUGUGUGUGUGUGUGUGUGUGUGUGUGUCAUGUGCAUACAAGUUGUGUUUGGUCAGAACAUCAUGUUUUCCAUUUGUUGUUGAAUUCAAAUAUCUAGUCAAUAUCCAAAUCUACUUUCUUUUGCUAAUAAAUGAAUAAAGUUAAUAUUCCCUCUUAGUCCUGUUCUGCUUUUGUCUUCCUUUCUUUCUUUCAUUCAUUCUUUCUUUCAAACUCUGUACAAUCUGUAUUUGUACCUUUCACGGUUCAUUUGUUUGAUAGAGCAGUGAGAGUGUGACUCAGCUUUGAACUGUCUCAGAAGGGACAGUAGUCAUGGCAACAGAUGUAAACAGCAAGGACAAAGAUACGUAGGUGCAAAGGCACUUACCCACCAAUUUGGCAUCUCUACCAAAAAAACUGUAGAGCUUGAAAUGGUUUACCAAAAAGGGGGGGGGGGGGGGGGGGUGGGAGGGAAGGAAUUCACAGUGACAAUGAGGGAAUGGUCAUCUGAAUGUAACAGACACUGUCCCAUUUUGUUUGUUUAUUUUAUUUCUUGGUUAUAAUUUUUUUAACCAUGCCCAUUUACCCCAUUUACUUUUGUUUUUCCAUUUCUUUUUGUGAAAUAGUUCCUGUCUUAGUGUGCUCUCAAGUUAGCCAUUAGUGUGCUAGUUUAUGUGUAACAUUUUUUAGUGAUAGCAUUUAAAAAAGGGAAAUAAUAUAAUUAACAAAAAAAAAUGUUUAACAAAAA